This is a messenger RNA of Mycotypha africana, 1924 nucleotides long. RefSeq names its product T-complex protein 1 subunit eta. NCBI's taxonomy places the organism in Eukaryota, Fungi, Mucoromycota, Mucoromycetes, Mucorales, Mycotyphaceae. Gene Ontology annotation, biological process: protein folding. The transcript is spliced from 4 exons. Gene Ontology annotation, molecular function: ATP binding; ATP hydrolysis activity; ATP-dependent protein folding chaperone. The coding region runs from base 139 to 1788 and encodes 549 amino acids. Gene Ontology annotation, cellular component: chaperonin-containing T-complex. The record is from RefSeq and is a predicted model, not a curated record.
GAAGAACGAACCAGAACAAAUGGGUGACGACGUUUGGCUCGUAAAAUUUUCAAGAGCGCUGAAGGUUUUCGAUUUUUUCAGUUACUUGACUUGUUUCCCCUAUUUCAUUUCUCUUUAUUUUAACUUAUAUCAAUCAUAAUGGCACCUCCAAUGAUGCAACCUCAAAUUAUCCUCUUAAAGGAAGGUACUGAUACUUCUCAAGGCAAAGGGCAGCUUCUCUCCAACAUUAAUGCCUGCACAGCCGUUGUGGAUACUGUCAAAACUACAUUGGGCCCCAGAGGCAUGGAUAAAUUGAUGGUUGAUAGUAGAGGAGAAGUAACUAUCUCGAACGAUGGUGCUACUAUUAUGAAAUUAUUGGAUAUUGUUCAUCCAGCUGCCAAAACUCUAGUUGAUAUUGCUCGUUCACAAGAUGCUGAGGUUGGAGAUGGUACUACAAGUGUUGUUUUACUCGCAGGUGAAUUAUUGAAGGAAGUAAAGGGCUAUAUCGAGGAAGGUGUCAGUCCUCAUGUAAUUAUCAAAGGCUACAGAGCCGCUGCUCGUUUAGCUAUCAACAAAGUAAAGGAAUUGGCAGUUCAGAUUGACAAGAAUAACGAGACUGAAUUCCGUGAUUUACUAACGAAAUGUGCCGCCACUGCUAUGAACUCUAAACUUAUUUAUUCUCAAAAAGAUUUUUUCACUAAAAUGGUAGUGGAUGCAGUCAUGUCUCUCGAUCAAGACGCCUUAAAUGAGCGUUUGAUUGGUAUUAAACGUGUACCUGGUGGUGCUAUGCAAGACUCUGUGCUCGUCAGGGGCGUUGCAUUUAAAAAGACUUUCUCUUAUGCUGGUUUUGAACAGCAACCAAAAUCCUUCAAAAACCCCAAGAUUUUGUGCCUUAACGUUGAAUUGGAGCUAAAAGCCGAGAAGGACAACGCUGAAGUGCGUGUCGAACAAGUUUCCGAAUAUCAAGCUAUCGUCGAUGCUGAAUGGCAAAUCAUCUAUCAAAAAUUAGAGGCCAUUGUUGCUAGUGGAGCCAAGGUUGUUCUAUCUAAAUUGCCUAUUGGUGAUUUAGCCACUCAAUAUUUCGCUGAUCGCAAUAUUUUCUGUGCAGGCCGUGUGACAAAAGAUGAUAUGGAUCGUGUUGUUCAAGCAGUUGGUGGUUCUAUUCAAUCUACUUGCUCUGAUUUGCGCUCUGAACAUUUAGGUCAAUGUGAGAGCUUCGAAGAGAAACAGGUGGGUGGAGAUCGUUUCAACAUUUUUGAAGGCUGUCCUCAAGCAAAAACCUGCACCCUGAUUCUUCGUGGUGGUGCCGAACAAUUCAUUGCUGAAGUUGAACGUUCUCUCCAUGAUGCUAUUAUGAUCGUACGUCGUGCGAUUAAGAAUAACUUGGUCGUUGCUGGUGGCGGUGCUACAGAAAUGGAGCUUUCGAAAUAUUUACGUGUUCACUCUCGUACAAUUGAGGGUAAGCAGCAACUUAUUAUUGGCGCUUUUGCUAAGGCCUUUGAAAUUAUUCCUAGACAGCUCUGUGAUAAUGCUGGUUUUGAUGCUACCGAUAUAUUAAACAAACUCAGAAUGAAGCAUGCUCAGGGCGGUACCUGGUAUGGUGUAGAUAUUAAUAACGAAACCAUUGCUGACAAUUUCGAGGCCUUUGUUUGGGAACCAGCAUUAGUAAAGACCAAUGCUAUUGCAGCUGCUACUGAAGCAGCCUGUCUUAUAUUAUCUGUAGAUGAAACCAUCAAAAAUGCCCAAAGUGAGAAGCCCCAAGCUGGGCCGAUGCCUGGUCGUGGAAGAGGAAUGAUGCCCAGACGAUAAUAUGAUAAUAAACAGACUGUUUGAUUGUAUAUAAGAAAUUUUUCUAUGUUUGAAACUUCAUGAACAUGACAUACAAGCUAACUGUGCUGCCUCUGUGCAGUCCUGAAGCCUUUUGAUCGUUUUUUUUUUUUUGUUU